Aspergillus alliaceus is the source of this 324-nucleotide messenger RNA. RefSeq lists its product as uncharacterized. The transcript has 3 exons. Lineage: Eukaryota; Fungi; Ascomycota; Eurotiomycetes; Eurotiales; Aspergillaceae. The record is from RefSeq and is a predicted model, not a curated record. The coding region runs from base 1 to 324 and encodes 107 amino acids.
AUGGCUCCACUUCAGUUUGGUAUCGUCCUCUACGACUUCCAACUCCUCGAUCGUGACCCUUAUGACUGGCUUCACGCUGCAACCAACACCACCUUCGAGGACUGCCCCAAGCUCGAUGCCAUCCUCCUCGGUGGCCCCGGUCUUGAUUUCUGGGACAACAUCCCGGAGACAUAUGUCAAAUUCUUUCACCAGAAAGCGGAAGAAGUCGAGUAUUUCUUCACCACCUGCACGUGUGGCAUUGUGGCCGGCAAGGCGGGUUUGCUCCGCGGCAGGAGGGCCAAAGGGCCAUUUAUUCCCUGCUCCACAGCCAAUUUCGGACCUUAA